UAAAAGGGAAUGGCGGGACCACCACAGCUAUGGCCACUGUGUCUGUAGAGGUGCAGUGUUCUUUGUAUGAAUCAGUCUGAUCAUCCUAGAAUUAUCAUCGUUUCCUCUUGCCUUGAUGUUAAAACUGCUAGCAGAUAAUGAUGAGCGUGGGUAAAAACACUCCCUGAGACAAGGCAGUUCCUAAAGAUCGUGGGAGCUAAGCCCCUACUGGCCCUUCAGAAAACAGCUACGAGAAAGUAAGCCCUCAGCCCGGCGCUGGUCUCCGCAGUCGGCGGUGACGUCAUCACCGCGCGCCUAGUAGAAGGCAGCGCCCUAAGGAAGUGGAAGGGGAUGUUGAGUCGACUGCAGGAGCUCCGCAAGGAGGAGGAAACCCUGCUGCGUCUAAAGGCGGCUCUACACGACCAACUGAACCGCCUCAAGGUUGAAGAAUUAGCCCUUCAAUCCAUGAUAAAUUCUCGAGGAAGGACCGAGACACUGUCUUCUCAGCCUGCACCUGAACAGUUAUGUGAUAUGUCCCUACAUGUAGACAACGAAGUGACAAUAAAUCAGACUACACUGAAGCUGAGCACAAGGAGCCCUAUGGAAGAAGAGGAGGAGGAAGAGGAGGAGGAAGAGGAGGAGGAAGAAUCUGAUUCGUAAAGGGGGAUCAAGGGCAGGGUAGUUAUACAAACUAAGUCUUGGGUGCUUCAUCUCUUCAAAGUCAUCUUGCAGGGCCUAUGUGAAAGAUAAACUUAUGAAUGGAAGAGGCUCAGCCCAUAAAGUAUCUAUAUUCAAAUAUGAAGAGCUGAGUUUGGAGCCCCAGAAUCUGUGUAAAAACAUAGAGUGUCACAUGCCUGUAACCCCAGCACUGGGGAUAGGAAGAACAACAGAUCCCAGAAGCACACUGGCCAGCCUGUCUAGCCAAACCAGUGAGUUCUGAUUCACUCAGAGACCUGUCUGAAGAGAACAGUUAUAAUGGCAUAGAGGCCCAGCACAUCUCAAUCCCAGCACACAAGAAAAGGGAUUAAAUAGCAAGCUGCAAAAAUAAAAAUUUUGUUUUGAUUUUUUUCUGCUACAAUA
Molecule: messenger RNA, 1059 nt
Organism: Mus musculus (house mouse)
Lineage: Eukaryota; Metazoa; Chordata; Mammalia; Rodentia; Muridae
Gene: Snapc5
Product: small nuclear RNA activating complex, polypeptide 5
Exons: 4
Coding region: 331-639 (102 amino acids)
Biological process (GO): snRNA transcription by RNA polymerase III; snRNA transcription by RNA polymerase II; transcription initiation at RNA polymerase III promoter
Cellular component (GO): nucleoplasm; nucleus; snRNA-activating protein complex
Molecular function (GO): RNA polymerase III general transcription initiation factor activity; RNA polymerase II general transcription initiation factor activity
Source: RefSeq, a predicted model, not a curated record